CCACAGGUAACCACUGGGGGCUACCCAGAGUGGCUGCCACUCACCCAAAGAGGGGCCAGCCUUCCUCUAGAAAGAAUAUUCUUACCAUCGAUACAUAUAAACCACCAUCAUGUCUGGUAUCCCCUACGUGGGUAACACCUUCCCAAAACGUGCCAUCCAACCCAAAUGCACCAGCUGCCCUGGUCACCCAUAUUGUUCCGUCUGCCCAAGCCGGAAGGAACGGAGCAAAUCAUCCAACAAGACUCCAGGGAAGCCCCCCACGAAACAAAGCACCAACCCCAAGGCUGAAGAAACUCCUGCCAUUGAGACUGAGUCUGCCCAGAAACCAGCCUGCCGGGGCCGCCCUCACUGCAUGCUCUGCAUGGACCGUCCUGAAAAUCCCUCCUUCCUGGACUGCAUCAUCGAAGGCAUAGACUACCUGGACCGCUCCCUGAACAGCGACCCCAGCCCAGAUCAUGCCAGCAAGUCCACCAGCAAGGCCAAAGUGGACGAGGCUCAGAGUGGUUCGUCUAGUAAAAAAAAGUCGCCCACCACCAGCCCCUCGAAGACCAGCCAGGACCAAGGCCAGCAGAAGCAGAGCCCCAACUCUCUGCAGUGCCGCCCUGACAGCAAGGGCAGCCUUUCCAGCCAGGUGCUCUCCAAGGGGGGGGCCACACACUUGCAGGAUGAUCCUUGGAUGGGGGCGAGCAUCCCAAUUAGUCAUAUACCCAAGCUCUUUGAGAAAAUUCGUGCGGGGUGGGCUGCCCCGCCUGACCCUAAUGCAGCUCUGUGGUGGUAAAAUUAGUUCCAACUAGGAGACUUGUUUUCUCCCUGCAAAAUAAAGCAUUUUU
Messenger RNA from Gracilinanus agilis (Agile Gracile Mouse Opossum), 830 nucleotides. RefSeq lists its product as uncharacterized. The record is from RefSeq and is a predicted model, not a curated record. The coding region runs from base 110 to 778 and encodes 222 amino acids. The transcript has a single exon. NCBI's taxonomy places the organism in Eukaryota, Metazoa, Chordata, Mammalia, Didelphimorphia, Didelphidae.